GUAGAAACAGAAGAAGCCAUUGCGGUGUCGUGGCUCAGUUAACAACACACGAAAAAAAACGGGGGAGACAGGCGAGCGAUCGAAAGAGCGAGCUGGCUGUCAGCGGGAUCACUUCGCAUUUUUCCCCAAGCCACAUUCACAUGAGCAGACGAGUCAAGGCAUUCGGCAGACGAAUCCACGCCUGAAGAACGAGAUUGAACAGCUCCAAAUAUGUCAUUCAUAUUUGAAUGGAUUUAUAGCGGGUUCAAUAGUGUACUACAGUUUUUAGGACUGUACAAGAAGUCGGGCAAGCUGGUGUUCCUCGGCCUGGACAACGCCGGCAAAACCACGCUACUGCACAUGCUCAAAGACGACAGACUGGGACAGCACGUGCCCACUUUACAUCCCACCUCAGAAGAGCUGACGAUUGCCGGCAUGACGUUCACCACGUUUGACCUUGGAGGCCACGCGCAAGCCCGCCGAGUGUGGAAACACUACCUCCCUGCCAUCAACGGCAUCGUUUUCCUGGUGGACUGCGCCGACGGCGUCAGAUUGGCAGAGUCCAAAGCGGAACUUGAUGGUUUGAUGACGGACGAGACCAUUGGGAACGUGCCCAUCCUCAUCCUGGGCAACAAGAUCGACCGGCCGGAGGCCAUCAGCGAGGAGCAGCUGAGGGAAAGGUUUGGACUGUACGGCCAGACGACGGGCAAGGGCAACAUCCCGCUGAAGGAGCUGAACACGAGACCCCUGGAGGUGUUCAUGUGCACCGUGUUGAAGCGCCAAGGAUACGGAGAGGGAUUCCGCUGGCUCUCGCAGUACAUCGACUGAAGGCGGCGCCACCUGCCGCACCCUCACCGCAACUACAACAAAUAGAAAGAGCAGCAGCAGCGGCGGCGGCGGCGGCGGGCGUGACCGCCCACCCACCACCAAGACGACGAUGACAACAACUCGAUCCCAAUAGACUUUUAUUGGUUCUUUGGGUUCUGCACUUACACAACCACACAUUCGUUUGUCCCUCUCUAUAGCGCAAAGUGGACAACCUUCCCCCCCCCCUCCAUACAACGGCGUCCAUUUGUUCUUUACACGGCAUUUCUAUUCAAUCAUGUUUUUGUUUACUUUUAUGACGGCAUCAAUAAACGGAAAGGACCAACACCCCC
Messenger RNA from Hippocampus zosterae (dwarf seahorse), 1136 nucleotides. Its product is annotated as GTP-binding protein SAR1b. Bases 211 to 807 code for a protein of 198 amino acids. NCBI's taxonomy places the organism in Eukaryota, Metazoa, Chordata, Actinopteri, Syngnathiformes, Syngnathidae. Gene Ontology annotation, biological process: membrane organization; vesicle organization; endoplasmic reticulum to Golgi vesicle-mediated transport. Gene Ontology annotation, molecular function: GTP binding; GTPase activity. The transcript is spliced from 7 exons. Gene Ontology annotation, cellular component: endoplasmic reticulum exit site; COPII vesicle coat. The record is from RefSeq and is a predicted model, not a curated record.